Cyprinus carpio (common carp) is the source of this 2508-nucleotide messenger RNA. Its product is annotated as WD repeat, SAM and U-box domain-containing protein 1-like. Gene Ontology annotation, molecular function: protein binding; ubiquitin-protein transferase activity. NCBI's taxonomy places the organism in Eukaryota, Metazoa, Chordata, Actinopteri, Cypriniformes, Cyprinidae. The transcript has 12 exons. Gene Ontology annotation, biological process: protein ubiquitination. The coding region runs from base 229 to 1704 and encodes 491 amino acids. The record is from RefSeq and is a predicted model, not a curated record.
UAAUUUCAUAAUGUUGUCUAUGAGUGACCAAAGGUCUUACAACACAUUUUUCGUCAGUUUAAACAACUUGCGAAACACGUUUGUAAUAUCAAGUGGUUUGUCUGUUUUGAAUAAUGUGUCAAACUCCAGCUUUUAGCGUUAGACUAAACGUGAAUUCUGUUGUUUUGUCCGUUAUGUAAGACACUUCCUCUUCCUGUGAAUUUAAAGGGAACAGUCGGGCAACAAGACAUGAACACAAACAUGGUGUCUCUGAUCUGCACCUUACAAAGUCAUCGAGAUGAUGUGAACUGCUGCGCGUUCUCCGGCGCUCUGCUGGCCACCUGCUCCGCCGAUAAGAGCAUCUGCGUUUACUCCUCACGAGACUUCAGCGAGCUGCCCUUCUCCCCGCUGUCCGGACACGGCUACGGGGUGCACUGCUGCUGCUUCAGCGCCUGCGGGCAGUACCUGGCCUCCUGCUCCACCGAUGCCACCACCGUGGUGUGGUCGAUGGACUCCGGAGAGAUCAAGGCCGUCCUGGAGCACCCGGGCCGGAGUCCGGUGAGGGUGUGCGCCUUCUCUCCAGACUCAUCUUUCCUGGUGUCUGGAGGCUCCGAUGGGACCAUCGCACUGUGGGACUUUACCUCCAGGACCCUGCGCAGGACGGGGGCAGUGACUGACACCAGUAUAGUGGCCUGCUCUUUCACUCCCUGCGGUCAGCUGUUCAUCACCGGCUCCACAUAUGGUGACCUGCGGCUGUGGGACCUGAAUAUGAACCAUCUCCAUGCGGAGAAGAACGCCCAUGACCUCGGGGUCUCCUGCUGUCAGUUUGCUCCCCAGAUAAUGAAAGGAACAGAUGGCUGCUUUCAGUUUCGGCUGGCCUCAUGUGGACAGGACAGUCUUGUGAAGAUAUGGAUUGUUUCUCUUUUGUCUGCUGCAGGCAUUAAGAUGCAGCUCGCUCAUACUCUGACGGGUCAGUCUGCUCCAGUUCUGUCCUGUGCUUACUCUGCUGAUGGACAGAUGUUGGUGUCAGGAUCGGUAGAUAAGACCGUGACUGUGUAUCAAGCUAAUGAAGGUGUCUUACUCUACACACUUAACCAGCAUGACAGGUAUGUGACGGCCUGUGCCUUUUCCCCCACGGCCCCUCUCAUCGCCACCGGCUCCAUGGACAAAACUGUCAAUAUCUGGAGGGUAGAGGACGGCAGCGGUGCUCGGGGCAAAUCUCUUCCUGAUGAAGCUGCUUCGGUUUCGAGCAGUGGAGGCAGGAAGUCGAGUGGACACUCCAGACUGAUGGUGAGCGAAUGGUCUGAGGAGGAUGUGUUGGCAUGGUUACGUGAGGAGGGGCUAGAGGCUGUGAUUGACGUGUUUAAAUCCAAUAACAUCGAUGGAGAGGAGCUGCUCUCUCUCACCAAGGAAACCCUCAGCUCUGAGCUGCACAUCGAGUCUCUAGGCAUGCGGAGUAAAGUCAUGAAGAAGAUUGAGGAGUUAAAAAUGGCACCUGUCUCUAACGGCACUCCUGAUGAGUACCUCUGUCCAAUAACACGCGAGGUCAUGAAGGACCCAGUGAUCGCCGCCGAUGGCUAUUCAUAUGAACGGGAGGCCAUUGAGAGCUGGAUCAACACGAAGAGCCGCACCAGCCCUAUGACCAACCUACCCCUGCAGACCACUCUUCUGACACCCAACCGUACCCUCAAAAUGGCCAUUUUACGAUGGACCACUUGUCAAUGAUUUCAGAUAAUAAUGAGCCUAGAACAGAUGUCUCUGUAGAACUGGAUCACCAUGGCACUGAUUUGAGAUCAGACUGGCUUUAAACAUUAGCACGCUGUACAUUUUAGCACUUUAACUUUUAACAGACUAUAGUGAUGUCUCAGCUCUUGACUUGAGCUCAAGUUCAGUCUUAAUCCUGAAAGUGAGAGAGGUGUUCCAUUAGAUGUGAUGGGAGCUUCAUGCGAUCCUCCAUCUGCAAAGUGAUGGUAGUUAUGUCACAGGAAGACUGAAGAGCAGGUGGUUCAUAAUCAGGCUAAAACUACUAAAUGCAUAUCCAGCAUAACACAGCAGAGUGUUGAGUGGCCUUAAACAUCUUAAUAAAUGUUUAUCAUCCCCUCUCUGCUCUAUAGCGGACAGUUUGCUGGCAUGAUUAUACUGUUUCUAGCACAUAAUUAUAAUCACAGUAUUAUGAUUCCUCCUGCAGCUGUUCUCUAUCUCUCAUCGUGACUCACAGGUCUGAAUAUAGGUGAAAUUCCUCAAGUGAUUUAGUCUUAUUUCAUGAAAUGAUUUUAAGGAUGAGCUAUUAAUCAUUUAAAGGGGUUGUGUGUGUCAAAUGAUGUUGCUCAUAUGAAGUAGUUUACAUGCUUAAAAUCAGGUAUACAUUUAUUAGUGGAUGAUCAUUGUAGCCAGUUAAGUGACUGGAUUUAAAGGGGUCAUAUGAUGCGAUUUCAAGUUUUCCUUUCUCUUUGGAGUGUUACAAGCUGUUCGUGUAUAGAUAAGAUCCCUAAAGUUGCAAAGACUAUAGUCUCAAACCCAAAGAGAUAU